This is a messenger RNA of Trichobilharzia regenti, 1311 nucleotides long. Lineage: Eukaryota; Metazoa; Platyhelminthes; Trematoda; Strigeidida; Schistosomatidae. The record is from the annotation of a GenBank genome assembly.
AUGGGGCAAAAACAAUCAAGUCAAGAAGGAAAUAAGAAAGAUGACAAGACCAAACGAAGAGAAUUCGAUCCCCCAGUGCCCACCAGAAUGGGUAAACACAAGCGGUCGAAGGGCCCUGAUAGUGCCAACAAGUUGCCUCAGGUUACCCCGCAUACGCGAUGUAAACUUCGACUGUUGAAAAUGGAACGAAUAAAAGACUUUCUACUCAUGGAAGAAGAAUUUAUUAAGAACCAAGAAAGGUUAAAAACAGACGAAGAACGUCAUGAGGAAGAAAGGUCAAAAGUAGAUGAUUUACGUGGCACACCUAUGUCAGUGGGAACUUUGGAAGAGAUAAUUGAUGACAAUCAUGUUGUUGUAUCAACAUCUGUUGGUAGUGAACACUAUGUUAGCAUACUUUCUUUCGUCGAUAAGGGUAUGUUGGAGCCUGGAUGCUCUGUAUUAUUAAAUCACAAGGUUCAUGCUGUUGUCGGUGUUCUGACAGAUGAAACUGACCCUAUGGUGACAGUCAUGAAGCUAGAAAAAGCACCACAAGAAACUUAUGCGGAUAUUGGUGGGCUUGAUGUACAAAUUCAAGAAAUAAAAGAGUCGGUUGAACUACCUUUAACGCAUCCAGAACUUUAUGAAGAAAUGGGCAUUAAACCCCCAAAGGGUGUAAUUUUAUAUGGCGCACCUGGAACAGGCAAAACGUUAUUGGCUAAAGCGGUUGCUAAUCAAACUUCAGCUACUUUUCUACGUGUCGUCGGUUCAGAAUUAAUCCAAAAGUAUUUGGGUGAUGGACCGAAACUAGUUCGUGAAUUGUUUCGGCUGGCAGAGGAAAAUGCACCUAGUAUUGUAUUUAUUGAUGAAAUUGAUGCGGUCGGGACGAAAAGAUAUGAAUCCAAUUCAGGCGGUGAACGUGAAAUACAAAGAACUAUGUUAGAAUUACUCAACCAGUUAGAUGGUUUCGAUUCUCGAGGGGAUGUAAAAGUUAUUAUGGCUACUAACAGAAUCGAAACAUUGGAUCCUGCACUAAUCAGACCUGGCCGAAUCGAUCGCAAAAUUGAAUUUCCUCUGCCUGAUGAGAAGACCAAGCGUCGGAUUUUCAGUAUUCAUACAAGCCGCAUGACCUUAGCAGAGGAUGUAAAUCUAGAAGAAUAUGUUGCUUCUAAGGAUGAACUCUCAGGUGCAGAUAUAAAGGCUAUCUGUACUGAAGCUGGUUUAUUGGCUCUAAGGGAAAGACGUAUGAAAGUUACUGACGAGGACUUCAAAAAGGCGAAAGAAAAUGUUCUUUAUAGAAAAAGUGAAGGAACACCUGAAGGUCUAUAUCUUUAA